Molecule: messenger RNA, 4602 nt
Organism: Coccinella septempunctata (seven-spotted ladybird)
Lineage: Eukaryota; Metazoa; Arthropoda; Insecta; Coleoptera; Coccinellidae
Product: early growth response protein 1-B-like
Exons: 5
Coding region: 542-2614 (690 amino acids)
Biological process (GO): regulation of transcription by RNA polymerase II
Molecular function (GO): RNA polymerase II cis-regulatory region sequence-specific DNA binding; DNA-binding transcription factor activity, RNA polymerase II-specific
Source: RefSeq, a predicted model, not a curated record
GGACCGACUUCAUUCAUGCCGACCCACGCACCCCUCGGAAAACGACGUAGAUGCGGCAACGUGGCAAGGACCCCGGCACGCACGAAAUCUCGGAUUUUGCAGAGAACCACGGACCACGACCUGGAGCCCAACUUCGUAGAGAUCCACCUUGACGAAGGGGAUCCAUGACGACGCGUACCGUGACGUCAUCGUUCUUUGACGACGUUCUACCGCGGAGGCGUCCGCUGGCCGCGUGUUGGCGUGGUGCUCGAAAACCUUUGGAGAAGUGAGCCGCGGCUUAAUGCUGGUCCGUUUGAAUCGCGGCAGGCCGCGUUGGUUGGUUCAUUCAAGUGCCGAUAUCGACGGUGACGUUGGCCGCUCUUAGCACCGCGACGCUGGUGCUGUUCUCCUGAGUUCGCGCGGAUGCGGCCUUCUAAAGGGCCGAGCCGGAUCUGUGUUUGAUUUCUGUGGUUGUUUUGGUUUUGUGUUGUGCCCUGUGGUAUGGCAAGAGGAAAAGCCGUAGCAGCAAUCGACUGGUUGUUGAGGUGUUACUUUUAUCAAGAUGUUGACCAUGCUGACGAUGCAUCGGGAAAGCGAGGAUAGCAGCACAGGUGAGGGAACGUCACGCAACUGGCCUCCAUCAUCUUCCCAACCGAGAAGAUCUGCAUCGUCUUCGGCGGUGGAAGAAUUCGUGGAUAUAUUGCAGGUCCAACAGCUACUUUUGGACAGCGGUGGAAGGGGCAGAGGUGCUGGGGAGCCUCAAAGCUACGUACCUCCGCCGAGCGCCUAUUACCAUGGUGGAUAUGGUGGGCCUACCAGUACUGUUGACGAUUUGGUUGCUCUGUGGUUUGCGGGAUCCUCUGCAUCAGUGCGUCCCGACGCUGCUUCGAGCCCAGCGGCGUCGGCAAACAUGAUCAUGGACGGCUUGGAAACGCUGCAAGUUCAGCACCAUCAUCACCACCCUCAUCAUCAUCACCACGCGUAUCUGCUGACGGAGACGGCGGCCUCGGCGGCCGUCGCUCACCACUUCAACGUGCUUAGCUUCGACACGUGCCUCUACAAGACGACGUCCGGAGACGGCGCCGGUAGUCCGGCGUCGGCGUCCGUUUGCUCGACGACAGCGCCCGAAGAGGACGCGACGCCAACGGCGGAAGCGCAGACGGGCGACCUCAACACCCCCGUCACCACUUCUGGGGACAUACCCUCUUUCUUCGGCCCCUCCACGGUCCUGGAACCUCCACCGAUAACAGGUACCUUAGACCCGGAAGAGAUCUCAAUCGAGCAAUCAUCCCAAGAGCAACAGCAGCAGCAUCAGCAACAGCACGUUAGUCCGCAUCACUCCCCAGCCUCCAGCCAUUUGGGCGAAAGAAGUACGCCGCAAGAAAGUGCCCUGAGCCCAGGACUGAAAGACGAGAGUACAAACCAUAGCUCCCUCAGUAUGUAUCCAACGCAUUCCAAUAACAACAAUACGGUUGGUGGUAAAAUGUCCCACAGACAAGUUUACUCCUCCGCACCAAGCCCCAACUUAUCCGGAAAUUUGCAAAUGCAAACGAUGGGCGAACUGUCAAAUCAGAGUAUGACCCACUCUCCCAACACCGUGAAUCCUUGGUUGUUAUCCAGUGGCGAAAAGUCGAUAUACUCCGGUAUGUUCGGUCUUUUGGGUAACUCGCAGUCUCCUCAACACCAAUAUUCAGCCACCCCAAGUCCAGUCCAUCCGCAUUACGAAGAGAGAUCGGCGGAGCAACUUAUAUUGAGCAUGGACUGCGGCAGUAAUAUGACGUUGAAACAGCCACCGUCGUACCCUAGUUGCUCGUCUGUGGGGCUCCAGCUCGACAUGCAGCAACAAGAUUUGGUGCAUACGAGAGUUGGGCAACCUCUAGUGGCCAGUUCUGUAAAAUACCAAUGGGAAACGCAAGACUUCGGCAGUCCUCAGGGCUCCAGUGCAUUAAUAGUACCGGGACCAAGUGGUUUAGUUCCAAAACAAGAACCUUUUUCGACAGGGUGUUCCGGCGAUCUCGGACAAUCGCAACAACAACACACAGGCGCGGGUUAUGGGGUGCAGUUGGCGGAGUACAAUCCGAGUACUAGCAAGGGACACGAGAUUUUAUCGCAGGUGUACCAACAGAGCCCGGUUCCUCUCAAGCUAGUACCGGUUAAACCGCGAAAAUAUCCGAAUCGCCCGAGUAAAACUCCGGUCCACGAGAGACCGUACGCGUGUCCGGUGGAAAAUUGUGAUAGACGAUUCUCGAGGUCCGACGAGUUGACUCGGCAUAUCCGGAUACACACCGGUCAGAAACCGUUCCAGUGCAGGAUAUGCAUGCGGUCUUUUUCGCGGUCCGACCAUCUCACCACGCACAUCAGGACUCAUACGGGGGAGAAACCGUUCUCUUGUGACGUUUGCGGUAGGAAGUUUGCGCGUAGUGACGAGAAAAAAAGACACGCGAAAGUGCACCUGAAGCACCGACUGAAGAAGGAGAGUAAGAUGUCUGGCAACCCUUCCAGCAGUCCUGCUCCACAACAGCAGGCGCAGCAGACGCAUCACCUGCAUCCGCACCAACAGCAUCACCUCCACGCCAGCCACACAAUCACCAGCGAGGACGGCAUGCAGUUGCCGGUGGUGACGACAACUCUCUGAGAGGAACCAUCGGCCGAGCUCACAGCCGGCGAUUGUAUUCUGUUUAUUCAAGAUGACUGUGAUUUAGUUGCAAAUGCUGCUCAGAUUAUCUACGUGAGGAUAGAACAGGCUGACGACAAUUGAAUGCACAAAUUGCUGUUGCCACAAGAGUAACCAUAUGAUCUCCGUUAUGAAUGUCGUUCCCACAAUAAUUGUGUUUGUGUAUGCACUGAAAAUUCAUCCCAAAACAUAAACUUUUGGUUGACCGAGUAGUCAAACUGGUGGACUCUCAUUCUGGGACGGGAAGAGAAUGUUUUAUUCGAAGGCUCAAUUGAAAAUUUACGAACCAGAAUGAAAGACACAUUUUGGAUGGAUCUUAUGAUACGCGUGCCAUUAUCUGAAGAUCGAGGACCUUUUGCGAAAGAUGCGAAAGUUAACAUUAUCUAUAUUUUAAAAAUAUAACCCACCUAACACAUCGAGCCAACAGCCUAUGUUACCCUACUGAUACCCCCUCCCCCAGUUGACAAAAAUUCCAUUGCAACAAAAUUUUGGUAGCAUAGGUCCUCGAUGUCUUUACUUUUAAGAAAAAUUUAACAAAGGCUUUAAUUAUUAAUAAUAGGUAUUUAGUAAGCACAUAUUAUUAUUGUUGUUGCCAAAUAACACUGUUUAAAACUGUUUUUACACAUUCCGUACUAGGUUUUUCAAAUUGAAAAUUGUUGAUUAUUGUGAAAAAUGUAAUUUAUUUAUUUGUUAAUAUAUAUGUGUUUAAAUGUAUGCAAUUGACAGUGAAUAUAGAUGAGCUGGUAAUCUGUGCCAUAAGCUUCAACAGUCCAUACCUUACCUGUUGUUAUUUUCACCCAAAAAAUCAGAGCCAUAUUCACGAACAGACUUCAAAAAACCUAUAUUCACUGUUGCAAGUUAUAAAGUCAAUAUGAAUCAAGUGAGAAGUCUUAUACGCACAUGAUGAGUGUCAUUAAAGUUUAUUGUUGGAUCAAAUGAAUCUCCUGUUGAGCGGAAUAACUGAGAAUAUCAUUGAAGUUUCAAAUUUAUCAAAAAUGCCUUAAGAAGUGUCUUGCAUCCCUGGAACUUAUUUAGAAACUAAAUUACGAGUGAACCUGGUUUGAUUGAUAGCUAGGAAAAAAAUAGAUGAAAUGUUAGAUGAAAUUUGAAUGCCCCUAAUCCAUCACUUCAUAAUUGGAUCAAAAAUUUCAAUUCCAAUAAUAAAAACGACAAUCCACUGAUAAUUUUUCAAUUUUGUUCGUUCUGCCCUUGUGAGAUACAACUUAAAAUGUUUCUGUGAUUAACUUGUGAAUAUUCUGAUUUCUAUAUAUUCUAUAUUUGAGAUUUUUACCGUUCCUAUGUUGAAAUUUCGGAACUGACAGGAGUGCACUUUUUCUAUUGAGCACUGAGAGGUAUAAUGACUGUCUUUUCUACCUUUAGAAUGUUAAUUACGAGAGUAUGAAGCUUUCUAUGUGACUUCUUCUUGGUCACGAAACAUCUAACGAUGGGUUGCCAUAGGCCUAAUUUCAUAUUGAUUGCAAAGUUUGUAUAUAUUGUAUAUUUAAACUUUAACCAUUGUUGUAUAUAAUGUAACGUGAGGUUCAAAUAAUUGUUGAGAAAUUACCCAAUCCAUCUUGAGAUAACUGUUACCCCUGUCCUGACAAAAUUCCCACUUUAUCCUUCUCCCAAAAAACUACACCGAAAUGAUAAUCUAUUUUUAUAUCCUUGAAAAAAAUUAGAUGUUACCUUUAUCAAACAAGGAAGCUGUUAAAAUUUCAAUUCGACUAUUGAGGCUGUUUAUUGUAAAUGUGAUAUUUAAAAUACAUGUUGUAAAUUAUUAUCACAAAUUUGAAAAUCAUGUUUAUUUAUUUGUUCAUGUCGAAGAAAAUCAUUUUGAAGCAGAUAUAAUUGCAAUCGAUGUUGGAAGUAAGAAAUAUAAAAUUAUAAUUGUGCUCAUCUCCGUUGAAUCACACAACUCCGAUCAGAAAAUAAAUAAUUUGCUAAGAGAA